CUCAAUACUGGGUCGAUGUUCAGCACCAGACAUGCCUGAGACUUGCGUACCUGAAGUUGACAGUGGGUCAAGUGAGGACUGCAGAUCCCCAGUAGCCUGGCUGCCAGCACAGGACAUGGCCCCGGAGGAUCAACUUGUUGAUAUCCCUCGUUUUGUGUUGUCCAGGGAGCAUCUUUCUACAGACGAAGAUAGCUCAAUACUGGGUCGAUGUUCAGCACCAGACAUGCCUGAAACUUGCGUACCUGAAGUCGUCUAUGGGUCAAGUGAGGACUGAAGCUCCCCAGUAGCCUGGCUGCCAGCACAGGACAUGACCCCGUAGGACCAACUUGUUGGUAUCCCUCAUUCUGUGUUGUCCAGGGAGCAUCUUUCUACAGACCAAGAUGUCUCAAUACUGGGUCGAUGUUCAGCACCAGACAUGCCUGAGACUUGCGUACCUGAAGUUGACAGUGGGUCAAGUGAGGACUGCAGAUCCCCAGUAGCCUGGCUGCCAGCACAGGACAUGGCCCCGGAGGAUCAACUUGUUGAUAUCCCUCGUUCUGUGUUGUCCAGGGAGCAUCUUUCUACAGACGAAGAUAGCUCAAUACUGGGUCGAUGUUCAGCACCAGACAUGCCUGAAACUUGCGUACCUGAAGUCGUCUAUGGGUCAAGUGAGGACUGUAGAUCCCAAAUAGCCUGGCUGCCAGCACAGGACAUGGCCCCGGAGGAUCAACUUGUUGGUAUUCCUCGUUCUGUGUUGUCCAGGGAGCAUCUUUCUGCAGACCAAGAUGGCUCAAUACUGGGUCGGUGUUCAGCACCAGACAUGCCUGAGACUUGCGUACCUGAAGUUGACAGUGGGUCAAGUGAGGACUGCAGAUCCCCAGUAGCCUGGCUGCCAGCACAGGACAUGGCCCCGGAGGAUCAACUUGUUGGUAUCCCUCGUUCUGUGUUUUCCAGGGAGCAUCUUUCUACAGACCAAGAUCGCUCAAUACUGGGUCGAUGUUCAGCACCAGACAUGCCUGAAACUUGCGUACCUGAAGUCGAUAAUGGGUCAUAUCCCCAGUAGCCUGGCUGCCAGCACAGGACAUGGCCCCGGAGGAUCAACUUGUUGGUAUCCCUCGUUCUGUGUUGUCCAGGGAGCAUCUUUCUGCAGACGAAGGUGGCUCAAUACUUGGUCGAUGUUCAGCACCAGACAUGCCUGAGACUUGUGUACCUGAAGAAGUCGACAAUGGGUCAAGUGAGGACUGCAGCUCUACAGUAGCCUGGCUGCCAGCACAGGACAUGGCCCCGUAGGACCAACUUGUUGGUAUCCCUCGUUCUGUGUUGUCCAGGGAGCAUCUUUCUACAGACCAAGAUCGCUCAAUACUGGGUCGAUGUUCAGCACCAGACAUGCCUGAGACUUGCGUACCUGAAGUCGACAGUGGGUCAAGUGAGGACUGCAGAUCCCCAGUAGCCUGGCUGCCAGCACAGGACAUUGCCCUGUAGGAUCAACUUGUUGGUAUCCCUCGUUCUGUGUUGUCCAGGGAGCAUCUUUCAGCAGAGGAAGGUGGCUCAAUACUGGGUCGAUAUUCAGCACCAGACAUGCCUGAGACUUGCGUACCUGAAGUCGUCAGUGGGUCAAGUGAGGACUGCAGGUUGACAAUUGGCCAUAUGUUAGAUUUAUGGAGUUUAAGAGGUCUCUAAAAUUAUGGGUGGAAGGAGCAAUACUUCACACUCUACUCCCUUCAGAUGUUAUGAGGCAGAUAGAUGUUCCAUCUGUUGAGAUGAGAGGGUCUCGUGUAUAUUAUCGAUUUACUAAAGAGACAGAGAAGAUUCUGAGAAGCACUAGAUAGACUAUAUUCCCAUCAUUGUAUAAAUAAAUGGACCUAUUGCAUCAUAUUUGUUUUUCAUAUGAUUUGUUUUUCUCUUGGCAAAAUAUAAAUAAUGAAAAAUUAAGACAAACAUCCAAAAAGGAUCCUUGUGUCCGUCCAGGUUUUUCCAACAUCCGUCUUUCGUUAUUCCAACACAAAAUAGGAAAUUUUAAAAUUACAUUCCUGUUUUAUCAUUUUUUCCCAAUUUUUAUUUUUGUUUCUCUCUUUGGUUUUCUUAUACUUCAAAUUUCAAGUUUCAAAAUGUUUUUUUCUUGAACAGCAAGAGCUGCAAAAUAGACUUUUUGUCUAUCCCUGUUCAUCCAACAUAUUUUCAGUUUUUUCCAUUUUUUUAUUAUUUUGUAAUAAGUGUUGGGGUUUAAUCCAAAAUAUUUUGCAAGAAUACAGUUUUCCAAAUGUAGAAUGGCAAAUUAUGUUGGAUUUGAUGGAAGGUACAAGUAAAUUUGUCAGUCCUGUUCGUCCAACAUUUGAUGUGUACAGCCCGAUUAUUUAAAAAAAAAACCCACAUUUUUCCCAAGAACGUUAUCUUUUUAAUGGUAGAGUUAGAAAGUAUAGAUGUAUAACUUAUUCCAUGCAAAAAAAUAUGAUGAAAUUAAUAAAAAAAAAAAUAGAAUUUCUUGUGUCUGCCACAGUAGUUCUACACUAUACUGAAAACUCGGCCACAGUCUAUUGAAGAUGAGGCAGAAAAAGAUUUACUCGGGCAAUACAAGUGGCAAAGGCAGAAAUUUAAUUCGAUUUUAGUGCCAAAUGAUGUGCACCGAGGAAUAACACUUCUUCUCCAGUACCGAAAUGC
This is a messenger RNA of Saccostrea cuccullata (small rock oyster), 2637 nucleotides long. RefSeq lists its product as uncharacterized. Bases 416 to 1042 code for a protein of 208 amino acids. The record is from RefSeq and is a predicted model, not a curated record. NCBI's taxonomy places the organism in Eukaryota, Metazoa, Mollusca, Bivalvia, Ostreida, Ostreidae. The transcript is spliced from 9 exons.